Messenger RNA from Gasterosteus aculeatus aculeatus (three-spined stickleback), 3955 nucleotides. The record is from RefSeq and is a predicted model, not a curated record. Lineage: Eukaryota; Metazoa; Chordata; Actinopteri; Perciformes; Gasterosteidae.
GGGCGUCUCUUUCCGGCGCAGUUCGCUUUGGAUGCUGAUGCUGAGGCGCCUCGCAGAUCUGUAGCAUCGCUAGGUCUUCUGCGUUUAUCGCCAUGUUGUACUGCCUGAGGCUGCAGCACUGCGUUGACCUCUGUCUGGGCGGCCUGCUGUUGUUUUUAGCGGUGGGGCUGCAGCAGGUGGAAGCAGCAUCCUCUGCGGAGAUGAUCGACUUGAACUGGAAGCCGUUCAUCUACGGAGGGAUGGCGUCGAUUGUCGCAGAAUUUGGGACCUUUCCCAUUGACCUGACAAAGACUCGCUUACAGGUCCAGGGUCAGUGCCAGUACACGGAGGUGCGCUACAGAGGCAUGUUCCACGCCCUCUUUAAGAUCGGCAAGGAGGAAGGCAUCCGCGCGCUCUACUCUGGCAUUUCUCCGGCUCUGUUGAGACAAGCGUCCUACGGGACGAUCAAGAUCGGAACCUACAACUCUCUGAAGAGGCUGUUUGUGACCAAUCCAGAGGACGAGACGAUGGUCAUCAACGUGUUCUGCGGCGUCGUGUCCGGAGUCCUGUCCUCUUCUCUGGCCAACCCCACUGACGUCCUCAAGAUCAGAAUGCAGGCGCAGGGCAGUUUGCUCCAAGGCAGCAUGAUGUCCAACUUCAUGAACAUCUACCAGACCGAGGGCACCAGAGGGCUGUGGAGGGUCAGUCCUGCUUUACUUCACCUGGUGUCCCUUUGCUCUACUGAAGGCUCUUUUAGAUCUCGUCAUCUCGUUUGUCGGACUCAUUUUCCUCCUCGUCCUGCUCAGGGUGUCAUCCCCACAGCACAGCGAGCAGCCAUUGUGGUCGGGGUGGAACUUCCUGUCUACGACAUCACGAAGAAGCACCUCCUUCAAUCAGGACAAAUGGGAGACACCAUUAUGACGCAUUUCAUUUCGAGUUUCACGUGCGGCUUGGCCGGGGCGCUGGCGUCCAACCCCGUGGACGUGGUGCGCACCCGUAUGAUGAACCAGCGGGUUUCGUCGGGGGCCCCCAUGUACAAAGGAACCCUGGACGGGCUGAUGCAGACGUGGAAGAACGAGGGCUUCUUCGCUCUCUAUAAGGGGUUCUGGCCCAACUGGCUGCGGCUGGGGCCUUGGAACAUCAUCUUCUUCAUCACCUUCGAGCAGCUGAAGAAGCUCCCGUUUUAACCGGCGCAGGAGGCGGGACUUGGCCCGGUCUGUUGGACUGUGUUGGGAGUAAGAAGAGUGUGAGCUCGGCAGCACCCGGAGCUCAUUCACACUCCCCUCAAAUGUACGGCAUUGAUGCGACACUGUAUUUUGUCAUCUGCCUCCAUGCUCAUCCAAAUCUUCUGUUUCUCUCAUUUUCGGAUUUAGUUUUUAUUUAUCGUCGCUGGUUGUGUUUUCGUACUAUUGCCGUGGCGACACUCCACCAGGCAGCUAGAUGUUCCCGCUGUAGCAGAAGACGGAACGUGGAUUCCCUUCAGUUGAAAGACGGGAGUUUGCCAAAUGUGGAUUUGGUGAACUUUUGCCUUUUUUAUUUUCUUUAAACAGAUGCUUGAGAUUGUUUUUGUUCUUCACACACCUGGAAAAAACCUGGAAAAUGAGUUGGUUAGUCGUGUGCGUCGCAGAAUGUCCGUUCAGGCUGCUCAGCUACGCAGUUUCCUAAAAGUUAGGGUGAAAUUUUAAAAAUUGAACGACUCAAAACGCAGCAUUUUGAAUGCGUCGGCGCCGCAUGAGACGAUCUCUGUUUGUAAAUCGGAUUAAACUAAACCAAGCAGAAGGAGGAGGAUAAAGGAGAGUAAAACAGAGUAUUAAUCAUAACAAAAUUAGUAAAUUACAGAGCUGGAGGAAGAGGCAGAUACUCAGAAAAAGAAAAUCACAAAUUAACCUUUCCACGCAUUUCUUGUAAAUUAUGACCACAUAAAAAUGGAUUUCAAUUUUAUUUCUCAUACAUAUUUUUCAAAUCAUGAGCUCAUACGUGCGACUUUACUCGGCCUUUGUACGACCUUUAUCGCAGGUUUCUUUUCUCUUCAUAUUACCUUCUCCUGCAGCUCUGCAAAUCCUUCUUCUAUUCGUUACCUACAGAGACCCCAAAGCGCCGCGGUUACCGCUACAUUCAAUAUGUUGUCAAGAUCUGUACAUCGUGGUGCCUCAAAAAUGCAGUUUAAUCUGAAAAUGGACGAUGACUCGACACUCUGUCUGCGUUGUUCUAUUAAUCUUUUUUAAGGAGGUAUUUCAGACUUAUUUGAACACAAACUCUGGGAUCACAAAGAGUCCGUGAAGUUAUACUUGAAACGAGCAAAAGUCUGAACCAAAGCCUUUUUUAAUGGGCCUCUUAUUCCUUCACAACCAGACGGUGGACUUCCUCCUCCGGGUUUGUAUUCCUUAGCAGAUAUUCACUCCCUAUGAAGGUGUUUUACAUUUUAUCUUUUCUAUGGAUGCGUUUCUUUUUGUCACCUGCGGUCUGCAGCAUGGAGUCACAUUUCACAGCUGCAAGUCUUAGAUUCGAAAUGCAGAGAUUUCAGUUCAACUGCACAUGUAAAACAAACCAAAUUGGAAUGAAUUGUGUUUUCAAAUGUUUAACGCGUUAACUAUUUAAGCAUCACCAAACAUUUUCAUGCUGUUUUGUUUGAUCCAAAAAUCUUUUUGUUUCUAUGUUGGAGUCCAAUUUGUGAGUCGGCACAAUCAUGGAUCACGGAUGUAACAUUAAGUGUUUUUAAUCCGUAGCCGCAGGCGUUUAGUCCUGAAUCUAAAGGUUUUCUUCUCACUGUCUUGUUACAGCUUUACGUCGGUUUUUGUGUUUUCCUUCAGUAACUAACGUCUGCACUUUGUUCUAACAGUUCUCAAUUGUGAAAAUACAUUUAAGAAGCUGGUCCAAGAUAAUUCAGCGCGUCGAUUUACAUGGUCUAAUGUGUCUUCUAAGAUUUACAUUUUAAUAUUUUCUUCCAGACUAUCAUGGAUGCAUUUAAAACGGGCUGCUUUGACCUGCUGAGAUCCGUUCAGCCACGUCUGAGAAAUCUUUCGAAAGCACUUAAAGAUUAAACUUUAGUUUAUCGAUCAAAAGAGGCCAAAACGUGUUUAUCAAGCUGCUUUACAUUUAAUUGAGACAAGUCUUAAAGAGAUUUUGAUCGAUAACAUUCGUUACGUUUUAAAAACUCCACCCGAGUAAAACAAACCAAACUGUUUUUAAAUGACUGGUAGUUCUAAUUCUUCCUGUGAUUCCAUGAACGUGAGCGUAGUUGUCAGCUGUUCUGACACACAAACUCUCCAGAAGCUUUUUAUUUAUUUGUUUGUGUCAUUUUAUAGAGUUCUGUUUGUUUUGGUUGAUCUGAUUUGGCCUGAAUUAUUUAUUUGACUAUUUAGUCCUCCCACUGGCAUGGUUUGUUGAAAUGUCUUGUCAACGUUUUUGUAGUCUGUUGCCUAUUAAAAGAAGACUUGAUCCACAAAAUCACCAUUUAUGUAUCGGUUAUUUGCCCAGUGGUGUCUUGUAUCCUUCAGGCCUCCACACUGAACCAGAAUGAAAAAACACAACGACAGCAAAGCUAUAUGAAAUAAUCCUUUUUAUAUUUGCUUAUUGAUUUUGUAUCGGCAUCGUUCCUCCAGACCUCAUUCUGACUCUUCAAUUCUUCUCUGGCCGUUUAGUUUUAUUUUUCAUGAAUGAAUUCUUCAUUCGGUUCAUUUCUUUGAAUUGUUUGUGUUUGGUCCCACAAAGAAGUUUCAGUCAAAAUAUUAAAGUCACUCUGAUUUUCUAACACUUUAAAUUAGCGGUCUAACAAGGCGAAAAUGAUUUAAUAUAAAGUAUAUUUUCUCUUUUAACUUUUUGCACUUUGGUGUGUCAUCGCUGUCUCUAACCUCGAUGUUGGAUGAUUUUAAGGAGUGAGUUCUCAGUGUGUGUGUUAUAAGGUUUUUCUUUGUGUUCAGCUUUAUAUCAGUUCAAUGUUCACUCAAAUAAAAUAUAUGCUGUAAUGUUUUCACUA